Molecule: messenger RNA, 2886 nt
Organism: Sardina pilchardus (European sardine)
Lineage: Eukaryota; Metazoa; Chordata; Actinopteri; Clupeiformes; Clupeidae
Gene: cpe
Product: carboxypeptidase E
Exons: 9
Coding region: 191-1573 (460 amino acids)
Biological process (GO): protein processing; peptide metabolic process
Molecular function (GO): zinc ion binding; metallocarboxypeptidase activity
Source: RefSeq, a predicted model, not a curated record
GAAGCAGACAGGUAGCGUCAAAGUCGGACACGCGCAUUGUCAUCAUCACUGAUCCGCUCGCAGAGCUGCUGCGCACUACCAGGCUAUUGACACGACGCACACUAUUAGUGACACAGAGAGGAAAGCACAAUUUCAGACGACGAUAAAAAGCUUCGUAAAAAGGCAAACACGGAGUAGACGGUGAGACACCAUGAGGUUGGUCCUGUCGGUGGUGUUUUGUGGAGCUCUCGUUGGGCUGGCAGCGUUCACAGAAGCAGCCCCUAGCAGCUCGGGUGGAGAUGGCGACAUCUCGUUCGAAUACCAUCGCUACGAUGAGAUGCGAAAGGCGCUUGUGUCCGUUUGGUUGCAGUGUCCUGACAUCUCGCGUAUCUACACUAUCGGUGAAAGCUUUGAGGGCCGCGAGCUACUGGUCCUGGAGAUGUCUGACACCCCAGGAGUUCACGAAGCAGGUGAGCCCGAGUUUAAGUACAUUGGGAACAUGCAUGGGAAUGAGGCAGUGGGGCGUGAGCUGCUGAUCUACCUGGCCCAGUACCUGUGCAACCAGUACCAGCAGGGCAACGACACCAUCAUCAACCUCAUCCACUCCACACGCAUACACAUCAUGCCCUCCAUGAACCCCGACGGCUUUGAGAAGGCUGCCACUCAGUCAGGUGAGAUGAAGGACUGGUUUGUGGGUCGCAGUAAUGCACAGGGCAUUGAUCUGAACCGGAACUUCCCCGACCUGGACCGCAUUGUCUACAUGAACGAGAGAGAUGGAGGACCCAACAAUCACCUGCUGCAGAACAUGAAGAAGGCAGUGGAUGAGAACACCAAGCUGGCCAAUGAGACCAAAGCGGUCGUCCACUGGAUAAUGGACAUUCCCUUCGUCCUGUCUGCCAACCUGCAUGGAGGAGAUGUAGUGGCCAACUACCCCUAUGAUGAGACACGCAGUGGCUCUACACACGAGUAUAGCGCAAGCCCUGAUGAUGUCAUCUUCAAGAGCCUGGCCCGUGCCUACUCCAGCCUGAACCCCGUGAUGUCAGACCCCAACCGCCCCCCGUGCAGGAAGAACGAUGACGACUCAAGCUUCAAGGAGGGCAUCACUAAUGGAGGGGCCUGGUACAGCGUGCCUGGAGGCAUGCAGGACUUUAAUUAUCUGAGCAGCAACUGCUUUGAGAUCACUCUGGAGCUCAGCUGUGAUAAGUUCCCUCCUGAGAACACCCUGAAGCUCUACUGGGACGAGAACAGGGACUCCCUCGUCAGCUACAUAGAGCAGGUCCACCGUGGGGUGUUUGGCUUUGUGAGGGAUCUCGGGGGUAAACCAAUCUCCAACGCCUCUGUGUCUGUGGAGGGCAUCGAUCAUGACGUGACUACAGUUAAGGAUGGUGAUUACUGGCGUCUUCUGGCUCCUGGGAACUACAAGGUGUCAGCCUCAGCGCCUGGCUACCUGACAGUCAUCAAGAAAGUGGCUGUUCCCUACAGUCCUGCCACACGGGUGGACUUUGAGCUGGAGUCUCUUGAGGAGAGGAAAGAGGAAGAGAAGGAGGAACUUAUGGACUGGUGGAAGAUGAUGUCAGAGACACUGAACUUCUAAUUGGUCUUCAUCCUCAUAUCUCACGUCUGAUUGGCUGCUGCAGUGUGAGCCAUUGAGAUGUAAAAUAUUUAGUCUCCUGUAUGUCUGCUCACUUGCUGUAAUGAAUGCACCAUUUUUAUUUGGCGUUUCAUUUCUGUUUUUAACAAUUAUCUUUAAUGUUCUUGUAAUAAGUAUAAGCUGCCUAUUUGUGUUUUGUGGAAUCAUACACCAGCCUCACCCCUAUUCUAGACAAAGACAUAAACACACAACUAUUGUGCAGUCAUAAGCACUGAUAUUGUGUGCAAAGAGGAACACACACACACACACACACACACACACACACACACACACACACACACACACACACACACACACACACACACACACACACACACACACACACACACACACACACACACACACACACACACACACACACACACACACACACACACACACACACACACACACACACACACACAAGCACAUUUUUUGGCAGUAUGUGGUGCAGACUGUCCUCCUUUGUGAAGUUGUGUUCUUCCUUGUUCAUGUGAGGUUUUCUGUAAUCAUGGUCACCAAAUCUAUAAUCAGUCAGGACACUGUGUUGUGUUGAAUGUAUGCUAUAAAGAUGAUAAUAAUUAUGAAUGACGCUUGUACAAAGACACAACAUACACACUCACAUACAGAAUACACACAUACAUAGACACAGACAGACACACACUUUCCUAACCAUAGGGAACUUUCAAAUGAAAGAAUGAAUUUAGAAUUUAAACUUAAAUAUAUCAUAGACAGUGGGCUGGUAUUAUGAUACUGUAAACUUGUCAGUAUAAUUCAAAUUUUAAUACAGCACAAAUGUAAUUAAUGUUAUUUUAUUACAGUAGCAAAUAGGCUAAGAUUAUGUAGGGUUGGUUGUAUCUGUUGCACAAGUAAUGUAACAUAGAGGAAAAUAAUGUACGCCAUAACAUGCACACAGUUUUACACACAUGAACAUGCACUAUAUAUACAAACAUUUUUAUCAGUCCCAUUCUGUCUACGUUUCUGAGUUAGUAUUCAAGUAUUACAUAUGUAGGGUCAUACACACAAGGGAGCACUCCACUAAGCACAUAUACACAUACACACACAUCCCCACACACAGACAUGAUUUCCUCUGCUCCCUCCAAUUGAUGUUACUCCAGGUUUUCCCGUCACCUUUAACCUGAGCCAAGGAUGUCCAUUGUGAGGAUAUCCAUUACUAAGCUCUGCACUUGGAGUCAGUGACCCAGUCAAGUGAUCAUCAAUGCCAAUGAAAUGAGCUGAGAUUAUUUGACCAAUAAAGGCCCUUCUAUCUGUUGUCA